AGAUGUUAACAAGAUUGAUACACAUGCAUACAUUAACAGAUAUAGUAUAAGUAAUCAAAUUGGCUGUGACUUUCUGUACUGUGAUUAUGACAGUGUUAGCUAGUCUACUCCAUUAAUACAUCGGUUCGCCUGGUACAGUGGGCGUGUUAUAGUACUGCCUUGAAGGAAAUGAUCUAAAUUUGACCGAUCAGAUGAAAUGUGAUUACAACAAAAAUGGAUACCUGAUCGUUAGGGGCUUACUCAAUGAUGCAGAACUGCAACAACUUCACAUUACAUUGGAAGGAAGUGAUGCUAUAACCAAACACCGAUAUGGGUUUUCAGAUGGAGAGGGCAAGAAAACUCAAAUGGCUCUAUGGAGCUAUCCUGGUGAUGAUGUAACCGGUGUUAUUGCUAGAAGUGAAAAGGUGUUAGGAACGUGUCAGGAGCUUUUAGGCGGUGGCGAAUUAUAUCAUUUUGAGUCAAAACUUAUGAUGAAAGAGGCAAGAACUGGCGGCAAGCACCUUUGGCACCAGGACUACGGAUACUGGUACAAUAACGGCUGCUUAUUCCCAGAUUUAAUAACGGUAUUUGUAGCGUACGAUAGAGCAACGACAGAAAAUGGCUGUUUGGAGAUCAUGCCCGGCUCCCAUAAGUGUGGGCGAAUCGAUCAUCUCAUGAUCGCCGGACAGACAGGAGCAGACAUUGACAGAGUACAUGCUAUCCAACAGAAAUGUCCACCUAUUCACGUGGAAAUGGAGCCUGGUGAUGCACUCUUCUUUCACUCCAACCUCCUACAUACAAGUGCGGGUAAUGACAGCGACAAGAGACGUUGGUCAGUACUAGUGUCAUAUAAUCGGACGGACAAUGAUGCGGUGCUUGAUCAUCCAUUUGGAAAACUAAAUAAAUUAGUUAAAGUUCGAAAUGAAGAUAUACUCAAAUGUCGAAACUAUACUAAUAUGGAUGGAAAGGAGUUUCUUGAUCCUCGAAAUGAUGCCAACAUAGUUUUAGAUGACAGUGUCAGCCAAUGACUUCUCCUUAAUUUCAAAUAUGAACAAAGAUUAAAAAGAAAUUCAGA
Pecten maximus is the source of this 1054-nucleotide messenger RNA. RefSeq names its product L-proline trans-4-hydroxylase-like. The transcript is spliced from 9 exons. NCBI's taxonomy places the organism in Eukaryota, Metazoa, Mollusca, Bivalvia, Pectinida, Pectinidae. The record is from RefSeq and is a predicted model, not a curated record. The coding region runs from base 192 to 1007 and encodes 271 amino acids.